This is a messenger RNA of Zophobas morio, 1806 nucleotides long. It is a transcript of the gene Deaf1, whose product is annotated as deformed epidermal autoregulatory factor 1. Gene Ontology annotation, molecular function: DNA binding. The transcript is spliced from 3 exons. The record is from RefSeq and is a predicted model, not a curated record. NCBI's taxonomy places the organism in Eukaryota, Metazoa, Arthropoda, Insecta, Coleoptera, Tenebrionidae. Bases 228 to 1508 code for a protein of 426 amino acids.
UCGCCAAUCGCCACAAACCCUGACCCUCGCACCAUUUUCAAAUUGGCGCCACGCAUGCGCCCAGCCAACUACGCCGCCUGCAUAUCGGCCAGUGUUGUAACCAGCAGUGCAUCCGUCAUCGUCAGCAAACGGUGUGGCGUCAUCUAAAUUCCAAAUUCGCGAUAUCUCGAUGGCCCGAUAAUUCCUACAAACCCGACAAGAAGAAACAAUCGCGUGCGUUUUUGGCCAUGGAGAACUCAAACUCGGAAGGUGUCGUCCUACCGGACAUUUCCGAAGCCGAACAGCUUGCGAGCGAGCACGAUGGCGGCGAGAAUGGCGAAUCCGUCGUCGAGACGAAACACCCGCGCGUCUCGACGGUCUCCGUCCGCCAUGCCGGCGUCCCGGUGUCGCUCCCGGUGGGCUCGCUCAUCACCAGCACCUUCAACGUCAUCACCCAGGACCAGCUGCCCCACUUCAAGCCCAUGCUCUGCGUCGACAACAACGGCUAUAUCGCUACGGACGGCGCCGGCGGCGAGCUCAAGACCAUCGUUAUCCAGGGCGACGUCUCGGAGGCGAGCGCCGUCUCCACGCCGGUCACGGUCUCCGGGCCUAACUUGGGCUCUUGGAACGAGGCGGCGAGCCUGCCGGUGCUGCCGGUGCGCUGCAAGAACACCUCGGCGGAGCUCCACAAGAACAGGUUCGGCUCGGGGGGGCGAGGGCGCUGCAUCAAGCUGGGUUCCUCGUGGUAUACGCCGAGCGAGUUCGAAGCGCUGUGCGGGAGGGCGUCGAGCAAGGACUGGAAGAGGAGCAUACGCUUCGGGGGUAGGAGUCUGCAGACCUUGAUCGACGAAGGUAUAAUCCUACCUCAUGCCACUAGUUGCACUUGCGCCGCUUGCUGUGAUGACGAAUCAGCCACAGGUCCAGUAAGACUAUUCACGCCUUACAAACGCAAAAGACGAAAGGAACAUGAUUCCUCGGGUAAGCGCACAUGCGGAGAAGACAGUGAUGGAAAUCAUCAAACAAAAGAAGAGGCUUGGCAGAACUUGGCGGAAGGUUUGGAUUCAACCGACUACCAACUGAUGGAGCCGGUUGUAAACACGGACCCAGCAACGGCUUUAAAACGAUUAGAAGACCUCGCGUGUCAGAUAACGCGACUAGCGAGUGAUUUUCGGAAAGGUGUAGACGAACUGCGAGAAGCUGUUAACAGACAAUCAGAAAAAUUCCAAAGAGAAAAAGAUGCAGCUGUGCUUGCUGCUAGAGUGGAGGCGCAAGUGGCGGCGCUGCAGCCUGACGGCAGUUCGGAUUCUACGUUGCAACCAGCUCUAGACGAUAAUCAGAAAAAGUGCGCCAAUUGCAAUCGAGAAGCCUUGGCGGAGUGCUCGCUGUGUAGAAGAACGCCGUAUUGUUCAACGUUUUGUCAGCGGAAGGAUUGGGUUUCGCAUCAAGUUGAAUGUGUGAGAGGUGUAACCACAGACGCCAACUCUCAGCAGUCGAUUAUGCUGAUAGUCGAAAGUACAGAACAGCAGUAAAUCAUUGAUGCGCGUAGUCAUUUAAGAAACUUUUGGUUGAUGCAAAUGGGUCAAGUUUUUGCGAGUGAACAUAUUUUUACAUAUCAAUCAAAAGUAGCGGAAAUGACGCCCGUUGUUGAAUAAUUAUUCUUUUAUAAAUUAACUACCCACACAUAUCUAAUGUCUACUUUUCGUGGAUUUUUUCUUGUGGGUGUUUAGAUUAGGUUGGUUAUAAAAUAAUAUGUACAUAUUGUAUAUAUUUCCUUUUUUAAAUAUUGUUUAUUGCUUACUUGAUUAAGUAAAAAAUGAAUAUACGGAU